Dromiciops gliroides (monito del monte) is the source of this 1795-nucleotide messenger RNA. It is a transcript of the gene LMNTD1, whose product is annotated as lamin tail domain containing 1. The transcript is spliced from 15 exons. NCBI's taxonomy places the organism in Eukaryota, Metazoa, Chordata, Mammalia, Microbiotheria, Microbiotheriidae. Bases 265 to 1671 code for a protein of 468 amino acids. The record is from RefSeq and is a predicted model, not a curated record. Gene Ontology annotation, cellular component: cytoplasm; nuclear envelope.
CAGCUAUCAGAGGGAUCAAGGACUGAAUGAAGAAGUGAAGAGGCUUUACAUUGAUAUUCUGUUGAAACCUUCGUUAUCAGUGAGUUAACACUUUAAGAACUUCUAUAAAGAAAAUGAGAAACUGAGAGCAUGAGAGGCUGUGUCUUGUCCAAGAUUGUACAGGAGACAGGGAGAACCUUUGGAAAGGCUAAACACGGAAUGAAAUGAGGCAGAGCAAUUCCAGUUAGCUGGGGCUGAGAGAAGGAAACAUAAGAUCUAGUCAAAAUGAAAGACGAGAAAACACCUCAGGAAAAUCCUAUAGUUCUACGAAGUAAAGGACACUUACAAAAUGAAGUCCAUGAUCUUGGAGGCCAGCCAAAGAAAGAAUAUGGAAGUGAAGAAAAACUUUCACACAACGCAAACCUGCGACAACAUUCCUCAGUUCACUUUUCUACAGAAUAUUCAUCAGAGCCAUCAAACUCUGACAUGUCUCCCAAAAGUUAUGUGUCCAGCUCUCUAAAUACAGGACUGACUACAUCUUCAGUUGCACAGAAAUCUUCUAGAUCAUCUUUGGCAAAUUUUUGCAGAACUGACAAUAUGAGUAGUGGCAGCCCCUCUGCCCCUGUGCUCCAGAAGCCACAUUUUGCAGUCCUUCCACCUCAGCCCAAUAUGUUAGGAGAAGGGGAGGACUACUUUCACUCUUUGUUCUUCGACUCAAAGAGGCGCCUUGCACAUUCCGAAUUCCCUGAUAGAAAUAAAACUUUGUCUCAAGAUGAGGCCAACAUAUCUAAAUCCAGGGAGGCAUGUAAUGAAAACGAGUGUUCUUUUUCAAGAAAAGAAGUAGGCACUUAUGGAGUUUGUGCUCUUGGAGACAUUAAAAUAGUUGAAGUAAGUGGCAGUGGUUUGUUUGUGAAGAUAAUUAACUCUUCUCCUGACAAAGAACUGGCCAUUGGAGAUCAUAUUCUCCAACAAAACGUGAAUGGCCAUGCAGUCUCGUUGUACAGAUUCCACCCAAAUAUUAGAAUGCCAGCUAAUGCCACAGUAACCGUUUGGGCAGCAGCAUCUAAAGUAAAGCAUCAGCCACCAUCAGAUUUUCUUUGGAAGGAACAAGACAAGUUUAGAACAAGUCCCAACUGCACAACCAUCCUCUGUAAACCUAAUGGUGAAGCUAUUGCUUGGUAUACUCCUAUCCACUGGAAGCAAGCUUGGGAGGGAUUUGACACUGACAAAAAAUAUGCCAGAAGCCCACUGGCAAUUUCAUCACCUAAAGUACAAAUGAAUCGAGAAACACCAUCUACAGUAACCAAAGCAAAACGAGAUCAACAAACCACCACAAUUCUGGAGGAACAAGUUCGAGUUUUUCUUAAGAGAGAAAAAGAAAUCCCACCAUCUCUUUUCCCCAAUUGCAGCCCAUGGGGCCUUAGUCAGAGCUGUCCUAUUCACCCCAAUUAUUCUCUGUUCAGACCACUUACUAUGAACAAUGAUGGGAGCACCUUGUGCAGACAGUCAAGGACACAGUCAGCUAGACCUGACCCAAUACCAGCCCCCUACUCUUUGACUGCUGGAACCCGAAGAAACAAAAACACAGGCCACCUGAAUCACAAAAGUGGGAGGAGAUCAGCUCCAUCUUCAGGGAGUCCAAAUGGAAGAGGAAUUCCUACAGAUGAUGAGAUCCUCCUGAUGUUCCUGUGAUAUUGCACUGAUUGCAACAAGUCCCAAAAUACUAUAACACAUCUUCGGUGCGAUCCAUGGCCUCUCAAAAGUGAUUCUUCAAUCCAAUGACACUGGCCUCCUGGAUGUUACCCAAACAAGACAC